Messenger RNA from Cuscuta campestris, 1409 nucleotides. NCBI's taxonomy places the organism in Eukaryota, Viridiplantae, Streptophyta, Magnoliopsida, Solanales, Convolvulaceae. The record is from the annotation of a GenBank genome assembly.
AACUCCUGGAAAACUUCUCCACAGUCCACCCUUGCGUUGAAUCCAAAAAUUUGGCGUUUUGGAGAAAUUUUUCACUUCUACCCCUCCGAAAUCUUGCGGGGAGGUAUUAAUAUUACUCAGCGCCUAAUUAAAUCUCAAUACAAGCUACGAUUUGGCAGUGGAGAACUAGGGUUUACUCCUGCACUUGACAUUUGGAGGAUCAAUCACUCCUCAACUCCUUGGGCGACAAUGAAGAACUUUAGCAGAGGGGUCCUCAUGUUCUCCAAGAUUUAUGGCUCUGGCUGUCUGGUAAAACCCCGACCAUUUCAAAAUGGGGCUUCUAAUAUACAAGCAGUAGGUAAUCAACGGCAUAAAAGCAGUCUAGUAGGAACCUCAGAUACUACCCCAGCCACGCGUUAUCCGAAAUCGUUCUGUGAGUGGCUAGCAGGAGUUAUUGAUGGUGAUGGAACUCUGAAUGUGAAUAAGAAAGGCCGUACUUCUCUUGAAAUUACUAUGGGACUCGAAGAUAUAGCACUACUACGAUAUGUCCAACAUAUGCUUGGAGGAAGUAUUAAAAUACGGUCUGGUGCUAAAUCUUAUCGGUAUCGACUGAUUGAUCAUCUUGGUAUGAUUAAACUAAUGGAUUGUAUUAACGGUAAUAUUCAAAAAUCUGCCCGACUAACUCAGCUGCACCGAGUCUGUCAAGUAAAUGAUACCCCUGUAAUUGUGCCUCUCAGACUCAAUGCUCAAUCAAAUUGGUUUGGAGGAUUCUUUGAUGCUAAUGGUAGCAUUGAUAUCACUGUGAAGAAUGAAUCACCCCAACUACAUAUUCGAGUAACUAGUAAACUGCUUCAAGAUGUGGAGCCUUACAAGGUUGUGUUUGGUGGAAAUGUAUACUUUGAUAGUGGACGAAAUGGUUUCUAUGAGUGGUCCGUGGAUACUCGUGAAGACAUUUCCAAAUUUACUGGUUACUUCAAAACAAGUACUUUCAGAAGUCAUAAAUCAAGACGCUUCUUUCUCAUCGACGAAUAUUAUCAUCUAUAUGAUCUCAAAGCUUUUGAACCUUCCAGUAUGAACCAUAAAGCGUGGCUAGCUUUUCUCAAGAAAUGGAACAACUUGUAAGUAUAAUGCCCCUUUCUUCAACUCAUCUAUUUAUAUUGCUUGAAAUCCUUGAGGAAAUAAUUUAAUGGCGCGCUGCAUAGGUUAGUUGAUACAAAUGAAUUAAAAAAGCUGAUUGUUAAUAUAGGCCUCUCUAUAAACUAUAGUCAUUUUCAUUUUAAUGGAAAAUUGCUGUUUUGGUGAGUCUAGAUGGCUUGAAUUUGACAUUAGAGGUGGUGUUGGUUUGGGGUUUGAAUGACCGGGAUUGUUCUUCUAACCAAGCCUGUUUUAUUAGUAGUUGGUCAGACCUCUGGUCUUAGCUUGUUGAAUUG